AUGAAUAUUUUAUUUUUAACCUUUGAGUGUCUUACUUGGUGAGUUACUAGUUAUUUCAGGAGACAGCAAUCAGAUGGAAACGAGCUGGAUUUUCUAUAUAAUUUGAUGUCUUAUUUAUUGCUAGGGACUAUUAUUUUAUGUAGAUUUAGAGAAGCAAGAGUUUUAUUCUGCAGGAAUGAAAUGUGCAGGUAUUCAUGGCACUGUGAUAUCUGCCAAACUUGCUACAAAUUAAUAUUGACGUUAAUUAUAGAUUAGGGCUCUUCCUCCUUUUACGCCUCACCCCAGAGAGUCUCCAUAGAAGAAUCGUUCAACUGUUCGUGAGCCUCCCUGGUAUAUAAGCAUUUUCACCAGAGAUGGUUCUCCUCUGGCUUCGGCCUGAUUCUUAAUGCUGUCUCAGAAGCUUGGAAUAUGUAGGUUCGGGACUUACAGCUACUGUUUGAGUUACUAGAGUUCCAGCUAGGGAUAUAAAAUCCUUAGCUAGUAUCGGUACCAACUGCGCUUUCUUUGUCGGCACUAGUGGUCUCUAGGGGGAAAAAGCUUUUUUUCCAAAUGUCUAUCAGAAGACACAAAGUUUUCAUUGUCAGACGAGGGAGGUAAAACCCAGCCGGAACACAAAUGCCCAACAUCCGUAGACUCCAUUUUCUGCUCGGCUUGGCUUCAGGCCGUGGCAAGGUCCUCAACUCGAAAUGUCAGGGAGAGGACGGGUCGGUGACGUCAAAAUUUUAUUUGUGUCACUUGCUACAAGCAAAGGUCACAUCAUUGCAUUCUACUUGGUAUGUGUAUUUCCAUAGACAACAUAGAAGAGUAUUUUUAUUUUAUUUUGAUGGAAACGUUGUUUAGUAUUUUUACAAUUUAUUUGCUAGUUGUAAGAUUUUUAUACUGCUUUUCGUUUACAAAGGUUGAGAUUUGUGAAAGGUCUUGAGAUGAAACGUAUUCAGAUGGCGCUUUAGGUGCUUCAGUGAUGGUAUUUAAACACAUAACUUUGAUUUAUUCAAUUUAUAGCAUGGUGCAGAAGCCAUCAUGGUCAAGAAUGACUUCAAAUUCAAUUAUUAUAUAG
Molecule: messenger RNA, 1057 nt
Organism: Blepharisma stoltei
Lineage: Eukaryota; Ciliophora; Heterotrichea; Heterotrichida; Blepharismidae
Source: the annotation of a GenBank genome assembly